This is a messenger RNA of Bombina bombina (fire-bellied toad), 1705 nucleotides long. RefSeq lists its product as uncharacterized. The record is from RefSeq and is a predicted model, not a curated record. The coding region runs from base 214 to 1551 and encodes 445 amino acids. The transcript is spliced from 9 exons. Lineage: Eukaryota; Metazoa; Chordata; Amphibia; Anura; Bombinatoridae.
GUAGGAAGGAACGCUGGCAAUUGUCUCCUUUGACUUACCGGUACUUAUAGUAAUUUCCCGUGUUUGUUUCCUGGGAUGUGCUGACUCUCAGCUGCCUAAUAACCAAGCUCCUGUUACUGUGAAGAUCACGUAUAAUAGACGUCACUGCGUUUGCCAGUAAAGGGGACAACAUUAUAAGAAUAUCUGACAAAUUAAUUUGUGCUGAACAAGACAAUGUCUGUCAAGAACCAAACCUCAGACCUUCCUGAUGCACACAGAGAUGAAGAUAACGCUGAUAUAGUAAAAGUUGAGAUAACAGAAGAUCUGUGGGUGAAGCAUCAGCUGGAAGCACCAGAUGAGGAAACCAGUGACAGCAUCAGCCCAGGUCGUAUGGAUGUGAUGCCUUCAGAUGGCUCAGCAGUUGAGUACAGAGGAGAACCGUAUGUGUGUGAUCACGUGAAGACUGAGGAGGAUGAAGUUCCUAUAAAUACGGCUAUAGGUGAUGUUAAGACUGAAGUCACUCUUAAUACUGAACAGACUAAUCACCUGGAUGCUUUGAAGCAGGAAAUCAGUGACAAUAUCAGUACAGGUGAUGUUAAGACUGAAGUUACACUUAAUACUGAAAAAACAAAUGAUCUGCAUGUAAAGAGUCAGCAGGAAGCUGUGAAGCAGGAAAUCAGUGACAAUAUCAGUACAGCAACACAAACAACACAAGCAGAGCCUGUGAGGAGUACCAACGAAGUGCCCAGUUGUUCAACUUCGUCUUCUGCUGUUUACAGACCAACCGGUGCAGCUGGUUCCCGACCUUCGGCCAGUUUUUCACAUGGACAAUUAAUACGCUCCACAUCUACUGUUACACACAGUAAUUCAUCAGCGGACACACUUCCUGAUGUAAGAACCAGCACUCCAGAAACUGGUGUUGGCAGAGCAACUGGUGAUUUGGGACGUCUUUUCCAGAGAUUGACUGGACAUUCAUCUCCAUUAUUUGAUGAAGAAGAAAACUCAUCAAGGGAGAUCACUAUCAAUCUCAUGCCAAUAGUGGAAAAUCCCAUUCAAGAUGAACCACCAGGAGGGCAUGAUGGAAGCGAGACUCCAGAUAUUCUUGAAGAAUGUGGAGAUGCACAACCGGAUGAAAUACACACACCGGAAAACCUGGAGGAACCAGUUGAAACACAGGCACCACCAAUUACACAGGAAACAGGUGCUCUAAAUAUUGAUAAUACACCGGCAGAAGGACUAUUGGCCGAUGUGGGAUUAAGGGAAAUGUUGACCCUUGCAAGGCAAUAUAGAGAGGACCACAGAGAUAUGCAGAAUAUUAUAAACCCUAAUAUUGAACGCUGGGCAGCUCUGUCAGAAAAAAAUAUUGAACUAGAAAUGGAAAGGAAUGACAUUGAAAGGCAGAAAUUACAGCUGCAAAGAGAAAUGUUCCAGUGGCAGAGGCGGAUGGAUGAAGAAAACAACCUACAAAUUAAUAGAGCUUUAUCCAUCACUGAAAGGACAUUACAAUCUCUGUUGUCUAUUGUGAGUGAAAGGGAGGGUACAACAGACCCAAAAAGGCCACGUCUGCAGUGAACAUUUCAUUUAUUAUUUAUAACACCUUAGUCCCUAAAGUUGUAUUUUAUGUUAAUUGUUUUCAUUGAUAUAUUUUUUAAUUAGUUAUUAUUUGUGUUCUUUAAGUUUAAAAUGUUAUUGUUUAAUAAAGAAAAAAAAAUUUAUGCCCAAAAAA